AUAAACAUAAUUAGCAAACAGAAAGUACAAGUCUUUUCCUGUUUAAGUUUAGUUUAAACUCUGAAGUAGUUUGAGCUUCAAACACUGCAGUGACAUAACAGUGCAAAACUCAUAUGCAAUAAUUUUGUGAAAGAAGUAAACGUGACUUGUUAAAUCCAAGCAGUUACGAUAAAAAAAGACGAAUUUUCGAUUGAUUUUCGCAGCGUGAACGACACUUGGAUGUUUAAGUAUAAAAGAAAUUAAACUUUAGUUUGGUCAAUCAUAUUCAAUCAGCACUUCUUUAAACAAAGACAUUCUUUGAAAAAUAAAAGCAAAAAAUGAUGAAACUUAUUGUGUUAAUUGUUGCAGCAAUCUCUUGCAUAUCAGCAAAACCCGGUCAUCUGUCUCGUAUUAUUGCAGCACCAGCACCUGUCGUAACAGCACAAUCAUCACAAGUUUUUGCAAGGAACUUUAAUGGACUUGUGCCAUUUGCACCCGUUCCAGUUCCAUUACCAGUGCCUGCACCAAUCGUGGCAGCACCAAUUCCAGCAGCUCCAAUUCUUCCAUUUCCUUCAAGAGUCGUCACACCUUUCUUACCACCACGAGUUGUCUCUCCAUUUGUGCCGUACGCACCUUAUCCUUAUUAUCCUUACGCACCUUUACCAAGACCAAUCUUCUAUUAAACAAUUGAACUGACAAGACUUCUAUUUAGAAAUUAAGAAAACAGUUUUUAGAAGAAAGAAAAUUAAAAAUGAUAAAAAUGAUUUUAAAAUAAAAAAUAAGAAAUACUUUUUUGUAAAAAAUAA
Messenger RNA from Clunio marinus, 785 nucleotides. The record is from the annotation of a GenBank genome assembly. Lineage: Eukaryota; Metazoa; Arthropoda; Insecta; Diptera; Chironomidae.